AUGAGCAACAUUGCUGAUUAUAGCAGCUCCGUGGGAGGUGCUAUUGGUGGUCCAGCGGCUUCGCUGCAGCGCCUCAAUCAGCAGCCGCAGCUGCUGCAGCAGCAGCAGCAGCAGCUAGCGCAAGCAGCAAUUAGGGUUACAGAGCUUUCAAACAAAGUCGUUCGUUUCACUCUCAGCAACUGCGAUGUCUCCAUUGCAAAUGCUCUCAGAAGAGUAAUGAUAUCGGAGGUUCCAACAUUGGCAAUUGAUUUGGUGACGGUGUUUGAAAAUACGAGCGUCUUGCAUGAUGAAUACAUCGUACAUAGGUUGGGUUUGCUGCCCAUUGACAGCUCCAACGUGGAGAGCUUCGUCUCGAGGGAUCUUGCGGACCGGGGGCUGAGGGGCAGGCAGGGGAUGGGCUUCGCCUGCAGCCUCAAACGCAUGAGCAGCAGCAGCAUUAGCAGCAGCAGCAGCAGCAUUAGCAGCAGCAGCAGCAGCAUUAGCAUUAGCAGCAGCAGCAGCAUUAGCAGCAGCAGCAGCAGCAUUAGCAGCAGCAGCAUUAGCAGCAGCAGCAUUAGCAGCAGCAGCAGCAGCACUAGCAGCAGCAGCAGCAGCAAGAUAUUGUGGGGUGUACGUACAGGGCAUUGGGAAGCUGCAUGCGAAGUGGAGCCCGGUUGCGACAGCAACAUAUAA
Messenger RNA from Eimeria acervulina, 672 nucleotides. Its product is annotated as DNA-directed RNA polymerase II, putative. Gene Ontology annotation, molecular function: protein dimerization activity; DNA-directed RNA polymerase activity. The transcript has 5 exons. The record is from RefSeq and is a predicted model, not a curated record. Gene Ontology annotation, cellular component: RNA polymerase II, core complex. Bases 1 to 672 code for a protein of 223 amino acids. Gene Ontology annotation, biological process: DNA-templated transcription. NCBI's taxonomy places the organism in Eukaryota, Apicomplexa, Conoidasida, Eucoccidiorida, Eimeriidae.